UUUCUUUUAUUCAAGUUCGUGUGCUUUAUUAUUAUGAACGUGCUUAAGUUUUGGAUCUUAACAUUUGUUUUACAGUACUCGAUUCAAGUGGAAGCUAAUGCAAAUUGUUCGACAAAUGAUGUACAUGCGUUAAUCCUCGCUCGCGGUGGAAGCAAGGGAAUAACAUAUAAAAAUUUAGUUCAAAUUGAUGGCUUAUCAUUAUUAUCUCGGGCUAUCACAACCAUACAAAACUCCAGCUGCUUUAAACAUAUCUGGGUCUCCACGGAUGACGAGAAAAUUGCAUUAGAAGCAAAACAAUAUGGUGCCAUAGUGCAUAUAAGGCCUGCGAAAUACGCACUGGAUGGGACAUCGUCUAUUGAGGCUAUUCAGGAAUUCCUCGAAGGACAUAAAGCAAUCGAUAAUUUUGCCUUGUUUCAAUGCACGUCGGUUUUUUUAAAAGAAAAAUAUAUUGAAGAAGCAUUUCAAAAAUUUAAGGCACACGACUGCGUAUUUUCUGUUAAAAGGUCCCAUAAUUUGCGCUGGAAAUAUGUUGAGGAACAAAUUUUGCCUGAUAAUUUCAAUUUGAAAGCCAGACCCAGGCGGCAAGACUGGAAAGGUGAUAUGGUAGAAGCAGGAAUGUUUUAUUUUUCAACAAGAAAAUUGGCCAUGGAAGGACUUUUACAGAAUGAAAAGUGCGAUGUUGUUGAAAUUGCAGCUGAAGAUGGUCUAGAAAUUGAUUCAUAUCAGGACCUUGCUAUAGCACGCUGUAUUAUAAAUAGCAACUUAUAAGUAGUAUAA
This is a messenger RNA of Drosophila novamexicana, 777 nucleotides long. RefSeq names its product N-acylneuraminate cytidylyltransferase A (gene Csas). The coding region runs from base 34 to 768 and encodes 244 amino acids. NCBI's taxonomy places the organism in Eukaryota, Metazoa, Arthropoda, Insecta, Diptera, Drosophilidae. The transcript is spliced from 5 exons. Gene Ontology annotation, molecular function: N-acylneuraminate cytidylyltransferase activity. The record is from RefSeq and is a predicted model, not a curated record.